This is a messenger RNA of Kwoniella shivajii, 447 nucleotides long. RefSeq lists its product as uncharacterized. The transcript is spliced from 3 exons. The record is from RefSeq and is a predicted model, not a curated record. NCBI's taxonomy places the organism in Eukaryota, Fungi, Basidiomycota, Tremellomycetes, Tremellales, Cryptococcaceae. Bases 1 to 447 code for a protein of 148 amino acids.
AUGUCGACAGUACCAAAGUAUAUCUACAAAAUUAUUCCGCACUCGAGCGUCGACACGAGGUUCACUUUUCCCGUUCCCAUCCCUUCCUCUCACCAAUUCUUGACCGAACUAGAUCUCAAUGAUCGUUUCAUUCACUUCUCUGCAGCGGAGCAAAUUCCUACAACCUUGAAUCUAUUUUUCAAAGAGGAUCCAGCGGUCACUUUGUUGAGAGUGGAAACAGCUAGAAUAGGAGCAUGGAAGAAGAUUGAAUGGGUUUUACCUGAUCAAACGCCAAGAACUGGUGAUAUGCCGUAUCUCUGUGCUCAUGCUUGGCCAGUACCGCUAGAAGGUGAAUAUGUUGAGUCGUUCCGAGAAGUACAUAGACAGGAUGCCAAUGGAGAGAAAGAUGUACAAGGUGGAUGGGAAAGCUCGUUAUCAAGUAAAGAUGUACAAGGCUGGCUUGUUUGA